CUGAAAGACACUGCGCCGAACAGCCAGGGUUACAUGAGCAGUGUUGCGGAAUUAAGUCUGACAUGAAAUCACAGCUGAGCAACAGAUCUAAGAGCCAGAUCUCUGUCAUAGGUCUUGGAUGUUAGCCUUUCCUCUGAGCCACAGACAACAUCCCAUCUAGCCAGGUGUGACUAGGAGGCUGUUGGAUUUUGGUAUUCCUCUGACAAACUUGAUAUCAAACCUGUGAGAUUUGGAGAGAGGACAGAUUUUUUGCAUCCAGCGUGACUCAUCCUCCAGUCCCAGUCCGCCUAACCAGCCAGAAGCCAGAAGGAGAGACCCCACCCCUUGCCCACCCUCCCCUGCUGCUAGCUUGCACCAGCAUGGCAGACAGUCGACAGCCAGAAGAUGGUGCCCCCCAGUGGGACCCAUCAGGGGGGCAGGAGCCUACAGGCACCCAUGGAGCCAAUGGCUACUCUUCCUCCGCCUACAGGACCUGCCAGCCUGGUGGGGCGCACAUGGCUACAGGCCCCUACUCGGCCAGGGAGAAUGGAUUCAAUGGAGAGCUAACUGGAGCCCCUGCUAUAACUGCAGAGCAAGUGUCAGCGCGGAUCGUGCAGGAAGUGACGGCAGAGGCAGUGGCGGUACUGAAGGGAGAGCAGGAGACUCAGAGGCUGCCAUCAGUUGAAGACACCACAAAUUUGCCUCCCUCUCCUCCCCCCUCACCUGCUGCAGAGCACUUUGGUCCUCUGGAACAAGAUGUAGGGGAUGAGGAGGAGGCGGGCCCUCUCCGCCGCUUCCAAAAUUCUCGGGAGAGGUGCAAGUUCCUCGCCCCCUCCAUCUCAGUUUCCGUGCCCGAGGACGACCCCUACCACUCCGACGAGGAGUACUAUGAGCACCCAUUGUUCAGCCCAGAGUGGACGCACUCGGGCUCUCGCCCCACAGGGCAGGCCGUGGCCUUUAGACAGAUUGAAGCUUUGAAGAUGGAUUCAGACAAGCAGGGCAGCGAGAAAAGUGGUUCCAUGAGCCCAGACAGCAUCGGAUCGGAGAAACGCCCCGAGGAGUUUUUUGAGCCCCAGAUGCAAGGGUUCUUUGCUGGUGAACGAGUUGUACCAGAGAGCCCCACCAUGGAUAUGCCAUCCUUUGUACCUCCGAAUGUUCAAAACCAAGCCAAAGAAUGUGUCAGAUCACUCACACUCCAGCCUACAUAUGGCGAGCCUAUUACAGUGUCAGAGAAACAGCCAUCAGUGGAGGUGGUGGAGAUCAGCAGCAUAGGUUCUCCCUCUGAUUUCUCAUCACUGGGAGACAAAGUUCAAGGAGGAGAAUCACCGAGGGAUGCUAGAGACAGAUCUGGCAUGUCAGCAUAUUUUGAAACAUCAGCCAUGGAUGUUGAUGAGGCGCCGCAAUCUAAAGGUGAGGGUUAUUACGAACUGAGCAGAUCUGGUGAAGAGAAGAGUCCGGCUGAUGGCAGGCCUGAGGAGAUCAGCUACAGCACACUCGCUGAAGCUCAGGAUAAACCCGAAACUAAAGAAAGUACAGCAGAGGACACUAGAGUGUUCACAGUUCCUGACAGGAGUAAUGAAUGCCGGCUUUCCCCGGGUAAAUUGGCCUUAGAGCAGAGGAGUUACUCACUUAACAUCACCAUUGGGGCAGUGGAUCCGAGUGGCCAAGGGAAACCAAGGAACUUCUCCCCGCUGGCCACAGAUAUCAUGUCAUACACUAGUGGAAGUCUAGACGAUUCAGCAGACUACCUCCCAGUCACUACGCCCUCUGUGGACAAGCCUCCAUUGUUGCCUCCCUUGAUCCUGGAGACUGCAGCUUCCAUAACUUCAGAUUCCUCAUCUCCCCCAAGGACCACAGAACCAGUUUCAAAACCCAGUCCUGAAUCGGAGUCGCCAGAAUCACCACAGCCCCCUAAGAGCGCGUAUAAGAAUGGCACAGUGAUGGCACAAGACUUGCCUGAGAUGCUGGACCUUGCUGGUACCCGCUCCAGGCUGGCAUCAGAAAACACUGACCCAGAAAUCACACGGAGAAAGUCAAUACAAGCUGAUGCCCCACUCUUUGCUGAUGACCCACUGGCUAGCUUAGUUUCAGGGGAACAAAGCCCCGGGGCCAGAAAGAGUGAUAGCCAGCUGGAAGAGAUGGGCUAUUGUGUGUUCAGUGAAUAUUCAGGGCCCAUGCCAUCACCUGCAGAUGUAUUCAGCCCUACAAACGCUUCUGCACAGGCCUUCACCCCCUCCGUCCUGGAGGAAAAAGUGGCUGAGCAAGCUAGGAAAUUAGCAGUCAGAGACACAUCUGUGGAGGACAAGAGCCAGCCAUCAGGAGGUGCUGAUGUCACAGAGGAGACAGACCAGAAGCAAGAAGAGACAAAAGAUUCUGCUGAAGAAAAGAGCAAGGAGGUUGCAGAUGAAGAGUCCAAAAAAUCUGUAAGUGAGACGCCAAUUGCUCAACCGUGUGAUUCCUUUGUGACACCAACGGUGACCGUGACUCUAGAAGAAGGCGGAAGGACAGAAAGUGAGACUGAACGACAAGCCAGUGGCGAAGGCUCGGCGUCAGAAACCGAGAUCGCCGACUACGAGAGGCAGAUCCGCAAAUUGGAGAUGGAGGACAGGCCUCUGAGUUUGGAGGAGGAAAGAGAGCUGCAGGAGCUGCGGGAGAAAGUGAAGCUGGUCCACCAGGAGGCCUAUGAGGAAGUGGAUGCCGAAGAUGUGUACCAGCUGACCGGUGUGGCCAAGGACCGGAUUGCCAGGCCAGUCAAAACGUCACCUGCUUCAUCUGUGGACAGCAACAUAGACGAUGACAAGCUGCUCUCCCCGGUACUCUCACCUUCUAAACUUAAACAAAGAGAAAUGUAUGGUUCCCCCAAAAGAACACCUUCACCAGUGUUAGGAAUAAACAAAGAGAAAGAGGAGUCAGAAAGAAAAAUGAGGGAAGCAGAGGAAAAGAAAAUGAAAGAAGAGAAAGAAGAGGCAGAGAGGAAAAUCAGGGAAGAGGCAGAAAAGAAGGAAAAGGAAUUGAAAGAGAAAGAAGAGAGGGAAAAGAGGGAGAAAGAAGAGAAAGAGAAAGAAGAGAGGGAAAAGAGGGAGAAAGAAGAGAAAGAGAAAGAAGAGGCUGAGAGAAUACUGAGGGAAGAAAAAGAAAGGAAGGAGAAAGAACAGAAAGAACAGGAGAUGAGAGAAAAGGAGAAAGAGGAGAGAGAGAGGAAGGAGAAAGAAGAAAGAGAGAAGAAGGAAAGGGAAGAGAGGGAAAAGUUGGAGCAAGAGGAAAGAGAAAGGAAAGAGAAAGAGGAGAAAGAGAAGAAAGAAAGAGAGGAAAAGGAAAGGAUAGAAAAAGAGCUGAGAGAGAAGGAAGAGAAAGAAAAGCUAGAGAAGGAACUCAAAGAAAAGGAGGAGAAAGAGAAGAUAGAAAAGGAGCUGAAAGAGAAGGAAGAGAGGGAGAAAGUGGCAGAGAUGGAGAAAAAGGUUGCAGAGGAGAUCGCAAGACAAGCAGAGGAGAAAGCAGCCGCGGAGACUGUGGAGAAAGAGGCAGAAAAACCUGCAGAGGCUGAGAAGGGGCAAGAGGAAGGUGAGGAGGACGUGUUAGAGAAAGCAGUGGCAGGAGCAGCGAUGGUAAAGGAGAUCCCAGAGACUCGCGCUGCCAUCGAAUCAGUGGUGACGGUCGAAGAUGAUUUUAUCACUGUGGUCCAGACCAUCGAUGAAGCAGACGAGCCUGGACACAGUGUUCGUUUCUCUGCUCCGCCUGAGGCUGAGGCCCUUUGUGUUGCUGCCCAGAAAGAGGAAGAAGAGGACGAGGAGGAGUCUGUAGAGUUAGCCCAAGAAGCAGACAUUGAGGCUGCAAGUCUAGAAGAGGUGGGUGAGGUUCCUGAGGCCCCUGCCACCCCUGAGAAGGAGGCUCAAACCAUAGAAACUGAAGGACAGACAGAAAGCUACGAUAGAGAUGAAACCACAAUGGACGACUCCAUCCUUGACAGCUCCUGGGUCGACACACAAGAUGAUGAUAAGAGUAUGGCGACAGAGCAGAUUGAGCCUUUGCCCAAGGUGCUCAGCCCAGUCAAAAAGCCUGGCGUGGUCCAGAACAAGCAGACGCAACUGAAGAAGACGGAGAAACAGGAGAAGCCAGUCAAACCAAAGGCCAAGGGAGGGCGGCCUAAAGGCAGAAUCUCCACACCAGAGCGCAAACCUGUCCGCAAAGAACCUGUCUACAUCCCCAGAGAGGAAGUCAAGAAGAAAAAAGCUGUGAUAAGGAAAGCCGACCUUACCAAAAAAAUGGAGACUCAGAGUCAAUCCCCGUCCAAGAGGAGUGUGGUAAAACCAACCGUCCGGCAGACCCGCCCCACUCAGCACCACUCCUGUCCCAGAAGGAGAACCACAGAGGGGCUACCAGACAGUCGUCAGCCUCUCAGUGUUGCCAGACAGUCCCGCGACAGAGCAUCGUGCCAUGCCCAUCGUUUGCGACUAACAAAGAUCCCCACCUCCAUAUCCAGAGUGGCUGCCUCAUUAGAUAGACCUCGCCCGUCCUCAGCAGAGCCUCAAGGCUCUCCAGUAUUACAGAGACUCAUAGCCAAGGACGGUGGGUCAUGGAGCCCUGAGAAGAGGUCCUCUGUGCCGCGGCAUGGCUCCAUUCUGAGUCGCCGCCCAUACCAUGACCACGAGGAGAGCUCCACUUCCAUCACCAGCUCCGGCUCCACAGCUCCUCGCAGACCCACAUCGUUUCGCCCAGAGAUGAGGGCAGAGCAUAGGACAGGACGAGCACCUAGCAUGACAGUUACAGAAUCAAUGCGCUCCCGUUCGGCUCGCAGUGGCCACUCUACUCCCCGCACCCCUGGCUCCACAGCCAUCACCCCAGGAACCCCUCCCAGCUACUCAUCGUCCUCAAGAACCCCUGGAACCCCACGCUCCCUUAGCUUGAUUUCCCAGGAGAGGAAGGUGGCCGUUAUUCGCACCCCACCCAAGUCACCUGCAACCACGCCCAAGCAGCUCCGCAUCAUCAACCAGCCACUGCCUGACUUCAAGAACAUCAAGUCUAAGAUCGGCUCCACAGAGAAUAUCAAGUAUCAGCCCAAAGGAGGACAGGUUCUCAUCCCCAGUGUUAAGCUGGACUAUAGCCAUGUUCAGUCUAGGUGUGGGUCCUUGGACAGGCGGGGCUACUCGGCAGGAGGUGGAAACGUGAUGAUACAGAACAAGAAGAUUGACUUGAGCCACGUGACCUCCAAGUGUGGCUCUCUAGACAACAUCCAUCAUCGGCCAGGGGGCGGUAACGUGCGUAUAGAGACUGUGAAGUUGGACUUCAAAGACAAAGCCCAAGCCAAGGUGGGUUCUCUGGAAAAUGCGCACCACACUCCUGGUGGAAGCCGUGUCACGAUUGAGACCCACAGGCUGUCGUUUCGCGAUCACGCCAAGGCACGAGUGGACCACGGAGCUGACAUCGUUGUCCAGUCGCCGGGCCUGUCCGGCUCGGUGUCUCCCCACCGCCACCGGGACAGCCACCUAUCAUCCUCCGGCAGCCUCAACAUGCUAGAGUCACCGCAGUUAGCAACCUUAGCUGAGGAUGUCACUGCAGCUCUGGCCAAGCAGGGUUUGUGAACACUGGAUCUCUGGGUUCCUGCUCUGCACCCUGGACAUCCUCGCCCUGACUGAUCCCUUCAAACUUUUCUGCCCACUCCUGCCACCCCGAGGCCAACCUCAGCUAAACCACAGCCUCUAAACAUCUCCACUUCCAGAUCCAUCACUCAACUCUUAAGUAGAGACUCGAAUUAGGAGCUACUGUACUUUGAUCUUCUUUAUUUCCCAAAUAUGUGCUAUUUCUGGUUUCGUUGGCCUCUCUCUCUUUUUGAAUGAUGUUGCAUAGAAUAGUUAAGUCUGAGCACUGGUCCUAGACAGUGGCAUAUACAAAGUGGGUGAUCAGGUGAUGGCUUAACUGGUCCUGGAUCAGUGUUAUGAAGAAGCUACAGCCUUUUUUUCUACAUUAAAUAAGAAGUAAUGUGGCCAGCACACCGUGCAGCACGUGUUGUUCUUGCUCAGUAAACGUGCAUGGACGCCAAACCCCCUCUAACAAACCAAGCAUCCUUACUGCAAGUCAUUCUUGUCAUCCAAUAUAUAAUAUAUUUAACAAAUAUAUAUAGAAACAUGUAUAAAAAAAUACAAGUUCUUUGCCAUCUACAUGUCCGAAAAACAUUUUAAAAGGAAGUGACAAUAUGGCGAUAAAAUAUACCUGUAAAAUUGCAUUACUGCAAGAACUAGGUCAUGUUAUGACGAGCAUGUAUCGAUUCUAAUAUUAAAAGAGGCUAUUUUGUAAUCUAAAAACAGGAUUUUAGUAAGUUAUUUCCUCAAUUAUUGGAUAAAGAUUAAACAAGUUCAUGUUUUGUAGUUAUUAGUUGUUUACAGUGUAAUGCUUGGUGACAAUGUCAGACAGCUGAUUUGGUGUUGCUAAGGAAUGCAUCUCAGUCCUGUUGAAGAGCAUCCUACACUUGUACCCGCUCAGUAGUUCAAUAUAGACGCCUGUUUAUACAUCAAAACAAUAUUAAACACCGGAGCUCAUCCCAGAAACCUGCAGCUACAAGUAUCUCGUCUUAACAGCUGCAGAUGUUGAGCUCCCGUGAAUGAACAGUACAGAUGUUCCUCGGCUAACACAGGCUGACGCUGCACUCAUCAGGACUGUCUGUUGUCUGAACCACAAAGGGAUGACGCUCCAAAUUUGCGACCUGAGAUUUAGCAGGAGAUGCAGCUACUCUGAAAUCUGUCUGUGCGUGUGCGUUUUUGGUGCAGAUCCCAUGCCGUUUUACGACGUAUGCUACCGUAUCUGGAUGUUUUGUUGCAAUAUGUGGGAGAAGAAAGUGGAAAUUAAAAAAAAAAUAUUUUGAAAAAUCCAUUAAAAAGACAAUUCAUGAAGAAAAAUAAAAACCGACCGAGAGAACUCGGAUCCUGUUACAUCUGUUAGGAAAAAAAAAAAAGUGUUUGGGUGAUCUAGUUUCUUUUUCAGACACCAUUUGUGGUAUAUCCUGCCUCCUGCCUAAUUACUGCCCUCACCUGCGACUGUUUGUUUGCUUCUGUGUUUUUUCUGCAUACCCCAUCUCCGUGUGCCCCCUCCCCACCUCCUGCUCCACCCUACAGCAACUGUAAAUGUAUUUAAAAGGUCAAGUAGAUGUACGCAGUUUUUCUCUUGUUGAUAUGACACCAAUUACAAUAAUUAAUGACAAUAAAAAGGUCAAAAAGUGAGACUGGGCUACUGUUUUCUAUUUAGAUUACAAGACAUACUGUUAACAGUCAGAAGUUUGGUGCAUGGAAAUACAUUUAUUUGAUUUCUUGCUGAGAGUUCAAAGGGAAGAUCGAUACCACUCUCUCAUCUGUACAGUAAAUAUGAAGCUGCAGCCUGCAGACAAGUAGCUUAGCAUAGCUUAGCUUAGUUUAGCGUAAAGACCAGAAGGGGGGAGUUGGCCAAGCUCUGUCCAAAUGUUUCCAAAUUCCAGCAACCAGCACCUCUUAAGCUCACUAAUCAACACAAUGUAUAUAGUUUGUUUAACCUUCAAAAACUGUAUAUAAAAAACUGCAAAGCUAACCGACUGUUUGCUGUAGCUUGACAGAGGGUGCACAUUUUUGUAUAACUCUUGACAAGAAAACAAAUAACAGGGUUCCCACAGAUCCGUAAAAUAUCUUAAAAGACAUUGUAUUAAUUAUUUAAAAAAUAAACCUUAAUUGGUAUUUAAGUGUCUUAAAUCAAUCUUUCAGAAAUCCCCAAAAUGCUAAGACAUGGGGAGAAGGAUCUUCUAAAUCUUUUUUCUCUGAGCUUGCAUUGUAAAUUUUAAAAUAAUUGGUCAUUUUAAAUAAUAAUGAUAAUAAUAAUAAUAAUUUACCCAGUGCCUCUUGCAUUAAUGUCACCAGAAAGUUAUGUUUUAUGUACAAUAAAUAUUUGGGCAAAAAGCUCCCUAAAGUAUUUCAUUUUUUAAUUUAAUUUAAUUUAAUUUAAUUUUACAUAAUUUCAUUUCAUUCAUUUUAUUUAUUUGUUGUUGUUUUUUGUUUGUUUUUUUGGAUUUGUAAAAUUGGUCAUUAAUUUAAUUCCAAGUGGCAAAAAAAGUC
This is a messenger RNA of Epinephelus moara (kelp grouper), 8048 nucleotides long. It is a transcript of the gene map2, whose product is annotated as microtubule-associated protein 2. Gene Ontology annotation, biological process: microtubule cytoskeleton organization; neuron projection development. The transcript has 20 exons. Bases 360 to 5558 code for a protein of 1732 amino acids. Gene Ontology annotation, molecular function: microtubule binding. The record is from RefSeq and is a predicted model, not a curated record. NCBI's taxonomy places the organism in Eukaryota, Metazoa, Chordata, Actinopteri, Perciformes, Serranidae. Gene Ontology annotation, cellular component: neuron projection.